Messenger RNA from Paramecium octaurelia, 293 nucleotides. The record is from the annotation of a GenBank genome assembly. NCBI's taxonomy places the organism in Eukaryota, Ciliophora, Oligohymenophorea, Peniculida, Parameciidae.
AUGAAUUACAUCACCACUUAAAUAUAAUAAAAGAAAUUUUAUUUCGAAGCAUUAAAAUUUUACUACUUAAACAUUAUCUUAUAUCGUCAAGUGGAUUAGCUGAAGAUAGACAUUGAAAAUAUGAAGACUAAAUAUGAAGAGCUCAAUAAAAAGAAAAGAAGAAAAAAUUCCGAGAUCAAAAAACUAUACGUUUGCUAGCACUGUCUGAAAACUUAUGGGUAUUAAUUUUAAGCCUAAUAAAUAGUACAUAUGGAGCCAAAUAUAAACAUAUUAAAAUUAAGCAUUAAGAAUGA